AUGAGUAUAAUAGUGUGAAAAUAGAAUAAACAACACUUUCAGAAUUUGCUAAGUAAGGCUUAGAAGCAUUAUCUUUUAAUGGUGUUCCUUCAUCUGUAACUAAUUCAGCAAUUACAUAUUUGACAGCAAGAGUACUUAAUAUAUUAAAUAAAGAAUAAAAUUUCUUCAAAAUCUGAAAAUAGAUGUACAUAGAUUGAUAACAAUAUGAUUAAUGAAACUAAGAAUUGUGAAGAAUCUAUAUAAGAAAUUGGAUUAAUUUAUGUAGUGAUAAAAUAAAUUUUUACUGGUUUUAUAGGAAUUAUUCUAAUAAUAGAAAUAUAUAUGCUUAAAUUCAGGAUAGUGAAUGAUAUUCGAAUAAUUACAGUAAUUUAAAAAAUUCUACUGAUAUGCCAAAUGUCAUUCAUAUUGAUUGAAGGUGGUCUAAUAUUAUAUUAGGAAAAGCUCAGAAGUGAUGCAGAACUUUAUUUUAGAUCAAUUGCUGAUUGUUAUACUUCUGACCAAAUUUAUAAUGUAUUUGCAAUUUUUCCCAACCUCUUCCCAGCAGAUGUCAAUACUUUCAUUUCACUUAUUACUAUUUCGAUAAUAAUUAUAGCAAUCAGCGAAUUCAUCUUAAUUAUGAUGUUUAUUGUAUAGAUGUUCCAUUGGUGCUUCAAACAAAAGAAGGAAAAAUUGUAUAUACCUGAAUCAGAUACUUAAAGAUAGGCAAUUCCUUCAAAAGAAGAUAUUCAUCAUUCUGAAACAGGCCCUUACCAAAAUCCUUUAUCACCUUUAUCUAAAUUUCCUCCUGUGUAUUCAAACAUUUAAAAUAAUAUUAUUCAAAAUCAAAACAACCCAAUUAACUAUGUUAAUGAAUAUGUUCCUCCAAAUCAAUUUGUAGAUCCUACAUAUUUUCCACCGAAUUAAUUUGAAGAACCUGCAUAACCUAAAUUUUCAGAAAGCUACAUACCUCCUCAAAUCAAUAACAUUUAAUCAACCCUGGUAGUGGCAGGAAAAAAGAAUUCUAAAUAUUGA
Messenger RNA from Paramecium pentaurelia, 1011 nucleotides. Lineage: Eukaryota; Ciliophora; Oligohymenophorea; Peniculida; Parameciidae. The record is from the annotation of a GenBank genome assembly.